AUGUCCCGCCAUUUCGUUUCUGUAAGUUAAACCUUAAGUGUCCACUUCUUGUAUUGUAUAUUUCAAAUCAAAGUUUAAUUUUAGGCCCAGGCACAAACGCUCUCCAUGCUGUACUUGGGCGUCCGCUAUAAAAUCUUAGACAAGUGAGCAUAUUACUUCUUACUAAUUGUUUUACUCUAAUUUAACUGAUAAUUUUGAUCAAAAGUGUUUGUUUUUCUUUUGUUUAAUAUUUGAUUUAUAUGUCUUAGAUUCGCCGCAAUGGAUUUCGAUACAAGAGAAGUCGUCAUAGAGACGCUCAUCCAGAAAAUUGAGCUACUCGACGAUCUGCUGCAAAAUCGAUCGGGUAUGCAAAACCUGUAAACUUUUUACUUUCUCUUAUACCAAUUUUAAAUACAAUAUUCCCAUUUGAUAAAUUUAAAACAAACUUCCCCUAAAGUUAUUAAAAGAUUUUGUGUUUAGUGCGUGGCCACGGCAAUCCAGCGAUUCGUACACCACUCGUUGACGUCGUAUGUUUUCUGUUAUUCUAUUAUUAAUAAUAACACAUUUAUUCUCUUCAGCCACCUAGAAAUAAAAUUAACAAACAAAAAAAAAGAAGAGAAAAAGAGGGGGAAUGUGGGUAGGGGAAGGAACAAUGGCUUGACAUGACCAUUGGCCGGCAGUAGCCAGAGGUCAGUUAGAAUACAAAAAGCUAGGGGUCUGACGUAAACGUUGAAAAGUUUAAAGUAGAGACUGGGGUUCGAGGAGCGAAAGGCUUUCAGAAUUUGUUUGCAUUUCAAGAGACAUUUCAAGAGGUUAUUCUAUUAUUCUGUUAACAAUAAAUUAUAAUAUUCAAAAAAUCGAUGUGAAAGUGUAUACAUAAUCAUAUAAUAACUGAAUAUUUGUAUUUAGCGUUCCUCGCUGAAAGGAAUCCUACUGAGACUGAAACAUCAAGUCGAUUCCGCUGCAACUCUCGCAGAUGAAGCUCAAUUGGGUAUUUUUUUAAAUAUAUUUUAGAAUGUUUGUAUAUUUUUCUAUUUUGAUUACGGACAUGUAUUCUAUGUUUUUAUAGGAGCCCCAGCGAAUGCAGCAGAACAGGCCGCGUUGUCACGGGUGGACGAAGUGCUUCGUGCAUUGAACGAUGCGAUCUCUCCUUCAUCAUUGAUCGACAAUUCUGCUACGGAGACCGACUGA
Messenger RNA from Caenorhabditis sp. 36 PRJEB53466, 1170 nucleotides. Lineage: Eukaryota; Metazoa; Nematoda; Chromadorea; Rhabditida; Rhabditidae. The record is from the annotation of a GenBank genome assembly.